CUGCUGUGAAACGUCGGCGUGUUUACCGUGUUUGAUGUAUAGCGCCGCGGAGAGGAAGGCCGACGUAUAAAGCCUCGUCGAUAAACAGUGCGAAAAUCGGGACGAACCAGAGUAUAUACUGUGUUUAUCGUAUCAUAUAUAAUAUGAUAACUCGUUGAAUCCGCGAGUGUCAAAUCGUACGCGGGUACAGCGAAGAUACACAACAAUUCAUGUUCAUUGUCCACGCUUGGUCCUGAUCGAUCGAAUCAUUCCUCCCGCUGGUUCGAAAUUGUACGAAACUACGCAGAACUACGUCAUUGAGCGACAGCGUCGUUCGGAGAACCUUGAAACGUGCGCUUGACGGUUCUAUCGUAAACUUUUCGCGCUCUUUCGAUGUGAUCGAAAUUUAAAGGUACUUCGAGCGAGCUAAACGCACGGACUGUUCAUCCGUGAUAAUCGGAAGGUGAUUUGAUGCGUCAUGAUGCGAUAGAAAGAGAAGUGUAGUGCACUGUAAGAUGUAUAAAGUUUAGUUGGAGGAUAGUUUCGCAGAGGCGGCUUAAAGGCUGCGGGUACAUAUUCGGUUGUGGUUCUAACCACAGGUUGAGAACCCUUAAAAUGUUUCGUAGCCCGAACCCGAAGGCGAUGUCCAGUGCGCCGCGCUGCAACGAAUGGGGCUGUUUUCACUUUGGUGGUUGUUGUUUCUACGCUGCCGAUGUAUCCUGUGAUUCGACGGUAACGAUCCUCGGUGAUAAAACGGCGACGUGCGAGUAACGUGUCCGGGAAAGGCGAUAUCCUGCGAUUACGUGCAUCGUUAUUAUUGCGCUCGAAGGUGCGCGCGCGCGCGCGCGCGUGCACACACUACAUCUUGUAUGUACACACGCUCGAGAGGCGCAACGAUCUUCGCCUAUGUGUACGUGUGUUUGUGGCGGAGCACCGUGAUAUGUGGAAAAGUGUGAAGUGAACGAAGAGAGAGAAGAAAGACGCGCGCGAGAAAGUAUAAUUCGUUCUCCUCGUCCGAUGUCCGAACAAUAAGAGAACAGAGUGGAAGUUUAAGACAACAACGCGCGUACGCGUGUGUUUUUCCCCACUCUGCUUUUCUUCACUCUAUCUUUUUUCCAUUUGUUCCUCUCGCGGACGCGUGUGUGUAUACGACCGUUGUGGUUUCGACGCGAGUGUGUGUGGCAGGUAGAGGAACAUCAAGGUAGCGAGAGGCAACGAAGCGGGAAGCGGCGUCGAACAAUUUUUAAACGUCGGUCCACGAACAUUCUGCUGGCCACGUUUAAUCAUUCUUUUUUGUAUGGACAAGUUGUGACACGACGGUGACGCGAUCGAAAGCAAUUCCACUGAAAAUGCGAUACGAGUUGUUAGGUCGUCUAGCGUAGUAUAUCGCCUAGCGGCGACGGGCCCAGAGAGAAGCGGCGGAAAAAUGGCGGCCGAUAACGAAGCCUCUUGCACGAGUGACCCAAAUUUCGCGGUGAUUUGCUCGUUUCUCGAGUGCUUCGGCAAGUCUUGCGGCAUCAUCUAUCCGGAUAUUUCACGGCUGCAAGAGAUGCUCGAGAACACGCAAGAGGUAUCACAACAAUUGAUUGAUCUUCACAUCAAAUUAUUACGAAAAACGCGUAAAACAGUGUCACCAGAAAAAUGGGAACGAGCAUUGGUUAAGUUCUGCCAUACAUAUUCCAAUCAGGAUGGAUGGGAACUUGAACGUUUUGGUUACAAGAAAGCCCGUAUUGCUGUUAAGCUCCGAUUACUUAAAGUUCUCCUAGAAACACAAUUUGAUUUGAAUCAAAAGUUUAAGAAUGAAGUAAAUAAACUCGCAGCCAAUGAGCUACGAGUGGAACCAUUAGGAAGAGACAAAACUGGUUUAGCUUAUUGGUGUCAGCUUGAUGAGGAGUGCAAUAUAAGGGUGUACAGAGAAGAUUUAGAUGAGGAGAAUUGGGAGCUCGUAGCUAAGGAUAGGGAAGGUGUAGUUAAUCUUAUAAAUACCUUGUCGAAUGGCGAAGUUGGGGAUAUUCCAAUCAAUGAGGAUAGCAACAGUUUAGAGAUCUCUGAAAAACCUAUUAUUGACACUGGACAAGUAACAACAUCGCCGAGUUUGGAAGAUGAAGUUGUGCAGGAGAACGGUAUUCAUGCUGAUGAAUCUGAGAAAGAAUUAGACAAGAGCGGAGAUGAAGAUUUUGACGACGAACAAGAUGAUAAUGACGAUAACGAGGAAGAUAUGGAAGGUGAAGAUGAGAUCACGAACGAUGAAAGUUCGAAACAAAACACUGAAGAAGAUGAUUCUCAACAAACAAUACAGAACGAAGUAAUGACACCAACUUCCAUCGAGACGAACCCCUUAGAAUCGGCAAGUCCACCCAAAACAUUGAACGGUAAAGUUGAUUCAGAAAAAGAAACUGUUUCAUCUCACGAGAGAGAACUAAAUGCUGUUCAGCAAACUGCAAUUACUGCUGCUGCGUCUAAUGACGUGAAGACGACUGUUGAAUCGCAUAAAACAGAAGAGCACACACCAGUGAGUAAUUUGAAAAUUGAUUCUGAAGAAUCAGUGCCUCUUAAAUCAAUCGGAACAUCUGUUAUCACAUCACCUCUUAAAUUAACGAACGAAAUCAAGCACGUAUACGAAGAAAAAGUAGUCACUGGAGUAGCUCCGGUUGCAACCGUAUUAAAUGUAACGAAGAAACACGAGGAGUCGAUAGAUGAAAUUAUGAAACCGCUGGAUAAAUUAUCUACUAAAAGUAAUUUUCCUUUUGCGUCUAUGGAUUUACCGACAAGUCAUAGUAAACUGUCUGUCAAGCCGAUUGACCAAUUGGCUGCGAAUCUUGUGAGGAUGCAAGCUGAAAAACUUGAAAAACCAAGCGGAACGAAAUCGUUGGAAAAGAUCGCAGAGAAUCUAGCAAGAGCGGGAAGUCUCGUUGGAAGCGUGAUGAACGGGGACGAUGACAGAAUACCGCAGGAUUUCUGUGCGAGAAGUCAAAUAGAAAAAACGAAUUCGCUGAGGGAGCACAGGGGUAUGGAUUUGUCGACAUCGCCCAGAGGAUGGGAAAGCGCAAGCGAACAGAGCAGGCCAGUGGAUUUCUCUGGAAUUGAUUUAUCUAGUCGGAAAUUUAAUAAAACUAUGGAUCUUCCAUCGACCGGGUACAGAGCACAAGAAUUUCAACACAGGGAAAUGGAUCUCAGUACGAAGAAAUUGAAUAAACCAGACGUUACGAAUUUACCGUACGACGCACGGGCUGUGAUGAUGCGUAAUCAUGCGAUGGUUGCAGACUUAAGUAAAAGACAAAUGUCGUUCCCUAGCUACGACAUGCCCUCUACCCCGUAUCAUAACGCUGCUAGAAUACCUAGCAAGGAAGAUCACAGAUUACCAAAUUAUACUAUACUCCCGGACCCGAGUAAGAUCACGGCUUUAAGAAUGAAUCAGCAACCGGUGAAGCGUCCAUUGGAAGGGGACGACAUACAACAAGACAUGCUGAAGAGAUUAAGAGCGGAUGUAAUACCGAUCAGAGGAUCGGUAAGAGGAAUAAGUAAUUGGAGGAACGAAGUCAGCGAAGCUAUCGAGGAACCGAUGAUGAUGAUUCAAGGUGAAGGAUCCGGUAGUGAUUGCGACGCGGUUAAUCCUGGACUUGGGGAGCCGGUUGAGGAACCUACCAUUUUUUUUUACGGCGAGGGAUCUGGAGAAGAAUGUGAAACGGGUAAUCCUGGCGAGAACACAUCGACCGAUGUGACCGACAAUAAGGAAAGCACCGAAUCGAAAAACGAAGCUGAUUCUGCUACUUCAUCUUUGUCGUCGAAUAAGACCGUGAACGAGGAUAGCCUCAUGAACGAAGUUUCCGCUGGUUCGUUGAUGACUACGAAAAAUGCCAUCAAACUGAAUAGAAAUUUUCCACAAUCCAGUGUUCGAAGUAAUCGUCAGAGUGUAGGUUCCAUGCAGGAGAAACCUAAGUUCAAACCGACGUUGGGAAUUCAAAUAAUACCAAAAAAUUCCAGUAGUCCUGUGAAGAGGAUAUCGAGAUGGGACGUUGGGAAACCGGAAGAGAAACCAGAAUGUGACAGUAGCAUCAUAUCAAAUGAAGAAGACAUAUCACAGAAGCAGAGUAAAACCGAGGAUAAGGAAUCGUCUAGUGAGAAUCAAGAUGUUCAAAUAGAUGCAAGUUCUGUAAGUAGUAAAGGUUCUAAUUCGGAGGAGAGGAUCGUAGAAACGGGAAACACGGGAGAGACUGUGGAAGAAAAACAAAAGGAAAGUCCAUCUGUGCAAUGUGAUUCGUCGAUAUUCUUGUGUCAAGCAGACACAUCCGAGACGCUUGAUUUUUGUACAGAAAAUACAUCCACAACGGUAUCGACGAACGAUAAAGAGAAUGUUUGCGACUCCGAUAGUGUAGACUCGCACGAAACGAAUACUUCCGGGAAGACGGAUAACGAAUGCAAAGCGGCGUCUUCAUCUCCGCCAAGAUUUUUUUUUGGGCCUAAUUGUAUAUCAUACACUUCCAAAGCAGAUAUAUUUGAAUCCCAGUCCGAUCAUACAGUUUCAACCACUAUAGAGUCAACGUCAGACACGCUGCAGUACGAAUGCGUUUCUUCCUCUAAACCAACGGAAGAUGUGAGUACUUCCUACAAAUCGGAUGACUUUGGUGUAUCUCAAAUGAAUAAUAAUUCGUUGAAAGUCAGCUCGUACGCACCUGAGACAAAUGCUCCUCUUCGCGAGGGGGACAUCAAGAACAAAGGCGGAAAUGAACAAACGGUUUCAUCGGAAUAUCCAGUAGAAGAAGAACAUUGUGCAGUGCCAAAAACGGAAAUGGAUGUAUCCGAUUCCGAAUCGAAAGAAGAAAAUACGAAAUCGUGCGCUGCAGAUGUACACGAUUCUAUUUCUAGCAGCGAAAUCACCAUGAACGAAUAUAAAAUAUCUGAAGAAACAGAGAUGUUAGACGUGACUUCGCAGCCUCACAGUACGAACGAUUUGAGUAAAGAGGAUAUUGAUAUGAAAAACGAUGAAAAUGUGACACCAUCCACAAUAGAAUUCACCCCAGCUAGUGAAUCUGUGCAGGAAGAAAACAGCAGUAUGCUGGAGGAGCAGAGCGAGCAGUUAGAUGUAGAAAAUGAUGCCACCAAAAGGCUAGAGGCAUCGGCUCCUUGCUCGGAGGAUGAAGCUGAUUGUAAAUCAGUAAUCAAGGAAACCGAACUAGAAACAGAUUCGAUACCUGUUAAAGAUUCGUGUUCAUCGUCUGUCGCACAUAAUUCUGAAUCAGAUAGGAAGAUAGAAAUUCCUACUUACGAGGAAGUGGAUAGUUCGGCAGGGAAAGAGAUGGGGCAUAAUUCAUCCGCUGAAAGUUCUAAACAGAAUGACAAAAAUGAUAACAUCGCAGAGUUUCAUAAUCAGGAGGUGCAAGCGACGAAUCCUGAUAACGAAAACUCGAGGACAUUAAUUGAUUCUGGGGAGCAUUCGAUGCAUGAUGAUGCGGAUAAUAAAAACAAUGAAAUUUCAGAAGAUUCUGAGGAAACGAAGAAUAAAACACUCGUUGAUUCAUUUAUCAAAAGCUCUGUGCCUGAUGUUAAUACUGAAUUAGAUUUCGCAGACAAUUCUACUGUUACUAGUUCGGAAUCAGUCGAACGAUGUAGCAAAGAUUCGCUAGUUCCUACGAUAAGUAGCUCGGACGAUGGUUGCACUGAUGGCACUUCGGUAGUGACCGAAGAUGUCAAAAUGGAACCAGAUUCCGAGGAGUCAUCCUUCAAAUAUGAAUGUCCUAUUUACAGUGUAGUACCAGAGACAGUACCUGACGAAAAUAAUAUUAAACCAUCCAAAUCUGACGCAGUCGAAGCUAAAGAAGAAACGAGUAUAUCUAAUAUAGUUGAAACUGUACCAUUAGAUAACCGAAGUUCCUCUGUUGAUCAAAAUUUCAAUACGAAUAUGAUUAUUGAUGAUAAAUUAUCGAAAUCCGAUGAACCUCUUAAAUUAGACGAAGAAAAUGUGUGUUCUAAUGAAAAUUUACCUCCUGGCGAGGAUACAUGUGUUAUUUCAUCUGAUGACACGAAUAAACUUGGUGCUGUUCUCAAAGAAGAGAAAACCGAGGACACAAAUUUAGACAUUCAGCAAAAUCUUGGAACGGAGCCUGUAAUUACGGAAAGUGAUGAAAAAAUUGAAGAUGAAGAUGAUAGUAUGGAUCAGUGUGAAGAUAUCACGAAACAUGAAGAAAAUGCUGAGAAGACUCACGAGCAAAAUUCUACAAGUAACGUAACAGAAACGGUAUGCAGUAGUGUCGAAAAUAAAAUACAAGAAGAAGAUUUGGCUGAGAAAUUAGAAAUGGAUGAACCAAAGUCGGAUCAAAUCGAGACAAAUUCUGUAAAUCAACAGGAAUCAGACGAGCUCAACCAGUCGUUAGUUGCAAAUUAUGAGAGUAACGACUCCAACGGUAGCGAUGAUAUCUUUGAGAUUUCGCAAACAGGGUCGAUCGAAAGUAAAAAUAAUUUGUAUACAAAUUCGGAAGAAACGGCGGUUAGCAAUCAGCAACAUGAAAAAGAGAGUAAUGAAAAUUUAAUUGUGAGGGACGAAGCACUAACCAGUGAUUUACGGAGUGUAGUCAGCGACAAACAGGAGUUAACACCAAAAGACAAUGUUGGAGAACUUUCAAGCGAAGAAGCCGAAUUUAAAGAAGAGGAAAUGAUCAGUGAAGAAUUCGUAGAUGAGGAUAAUAAGAUUGAAACUAGUGAACGUAAUUUGGAUGAAAAAUCAAUUGUACAUCAAGACAAGAAUUUGAAUAGCAUCGCGGAAAGUCUUUCUGUAGGAAAUACGAAAACGGACAUGCCACAAAUUUGUUCUAAAAUUGAACCAACAAAUAAGGAAAGUGUGAACUCGAUAUUAAUCAAAACGAAUAAUUUAAUGAACGAGAUAAGCGAGGAGGAGGAUAACGAUUUGAUAAAAUCUGCAGAGACAUUGAAGAAUGCAGCUUUUGAACGUGAAGACAAUUCUCAAGUUAUAGUUUCUAUCAAUGCGAUUGAAAAUGAUAAAGGAACGAAAGAGGGCAUUGAAUUUAACGAUAUUAAGAACGAAGCAACGUGUGAGAAUUUAAAGGAACAGUCUUUAAAACCAUUGGAAGAUAAAUUAAUUACGAGAUUAGACAAUGAUAUUAAAUCUAUUAAGAAUGAAGAAAGAGGAUGCGCUAUGGACGAAUACCCUUUUAUGGAACAAUGCAACAAGUUGAAGGAAAUCACAGAAUUCGAUGGUAAGGGGAAUAAGUUUGAUAAGCAUUUACAGGAUGAUGUAAAUAAUGAUUUUUCGCGAUGUAAUACAACAAUCAUGCACUCUACGCAAAAUAUUUUGGCACUUGACAAAUUUGACAAUAUGUCCUCAGGUAUAGAUAAAUCAGAACUGUAUAAAAAUAAUAUUUCGAACGUGCCGGCUGAUUUCAAGCCUAUGGAUAAUUCACAAUUUUUAAACUUUAUACCUGAAAAAUCGGAAAACUUGCAUAUUAUGGAUAAUCAUGAAACUCUUCACGUUAUCAGUAAGGGUAUAAAAACACUAACUGAGAAUACUAUUCCCAAUUUGACAGAUAGUUCAGCGAUUUUUAAUACACAAGAAACGUCAGAAUCAAGAAAUCAAGUGAUACACGAUUUUAAGAAAGAAGCUAGUAAAAGAUUAAGCGAUAUAUGCGAUAUUCAAGAUGUUCCUCCUUUAAAGUUGAAACCUCCGGAUGUAGAAGAUGACGAGCCCAUACUAGAAGAUCUGACGAAUUCCAAAAUACGAUUAGAUCAAAAUUUGGAUAAUUUCAAAGAAACAGAAACUUGUAGUACUAAACUAAGUACGGACGUGGUAUCGGUCAGUACCACAGAUCAACUGAAACCCGAAUGCAACGUAAUCAUGAAUAUAGGAGACGCCUCACUGAAUGAAGUCAUGCAAGAGAAAACAGAGGACGAAGAGAAAAAAGAGAGCUUGGAGAUACAAAGUAUCGAAGCAAAAGCAACUCUGUCAGAUUCAGACGAUUCUAUGGGCGUGGAUAACGAAAACUUGUUCAGUGCUGCUCCUGAGGAUAUGGAUCCUUUGGCAUGCGAAGAGGAUGAUACGUUAAAAAAAUUAGCCGAGGAGCAAGCUGACGAAUCUGGACAAAAAAUAGGCUUACGAGUAAAAUCCGUAUCCGAGCUUGUUUACGAUGGCUGGAAAUUGGAUUCCACCGAAAUUCCGAAAGUGUCCCGGAAACGACGUAACAGUUCCCUUGAAUCGAAUUCCGAGGAUGGAGGUGCGAGGCAGGACAAUGAGGAAACGAUGGGAGGUAAAAGGAUAAAGUUGCGAGCGAAACGUACGCCAGAUAAACAGCUGCUAAAGUCCAUGGAAGAAAAUCGGGUGGGAACGAUAAGUUCGGAAGACGAGGGUGUAAAAAAUAGUUCCGAAAAAUUGGAAAAUCGCGAAGUUAAAGAAGCUAGCGACGACCAAAGUGCUGCCCUUGCGGUUGCGAAUGACAGGAAAUCAAGGGGACGACCUAGAGGAAGACGGAGACGCGGUCAUAAACGUUCGAGACGGGCGAAACAUUCUGAAUUUCAAACUGGUCAAACUCCUGAAAUAUCACCUGAAAUUCAUCUCGAUGGAACGCCUAGUAAUAAUGAGUCCUUGAGUACGACACCGAUAUCGCAGAAGAAGCGGAAGAAAAGAAAAAUGGUUUUGGGUCUUGAGAUCGGAAGGGAUAUCGUUCCUGAGGUACAGACAGAUGUAGCUCAAGACGAAACACCUGUACGGCAAUCUAGGAGAAUAGCACAGUUGAAAAUAAAAGAGGAAGCCCAUAGGCAAAGGAUUCAGGAAGAAAUUCUUCCGACUGAAAGGAAAGAAAAGAAAGAUUCCUCAGAGAAGAAGAAGCGGAAAAAGCAAAAGCCUGAAAGCGAAGAAGAAAUCGUGAUAAAGGAAAUAGAGAAAGAAAAAAAAUCAAAAAAGAAGCGUAGAAAAAGGAAAAAGAAAAAAGUGUUGUCGAAAUUCAACGAAUCGAAUCCGUGGCAAAGUUCUUCGGGUUCCAGUAGCGAUGAUGAGAACGAGAAUGAUGAAGAAGACGAGGAAGAAGAGGAAAUAGAGAGCGAGGAAUCUCUGCUAUUUAAAAGCGAUCAUGAAUUUUCACCGGAGAGCGAUCUUGAGAAAGAUCAGGAAUCCGAGCCAUUAAGGCGGGCGAGAACUGCGCAAAAAGCUCAGAGCGAUGUCGAAGAAGCGGAAGAUGAGUACGCUUGCCAAAAAUGUGGCAAAGCGGAUCAUCCGGAAUGGAUACUUUUGUGCGAUUCUUGCGACAAAGGCUGGCACUGCUCCUGUCUCAGACCUGCGCUCAUGUUGAUACCAGAAGGUGACUGGUUUUGCCCUCCGUGUCAACAUAAUUUGCUGGUGACAAAAUUACGAGAGAGCUUGAAAACAUACGAUCAAUUUACGAAAAGGCAUGAGAAUGAAGUUUUGAGGAAGAAGCGACUAGCAUUUGUUGGUAUAAGUUUAGAUAACGUCCUUCACAAAAAUGAAUCACAACGCCAUCACAAAGAGACCUCUUCGAGAGCAUCUAGUGCAGAAUCUGACAACGACGAAGAUUCUUCGUCUGCUUCGUCCACUACAAGCACGGAAACGUCUAGCAGCGAAGAAAGCGAACCCGUAUAUCAACUACGUGAAAGACGAAGCGCCAACAAAUACAAGUUCAACGAUUACGACGCUAUGAUCAAUGCUGCGAUACAGGAUGAAGUGGAGGCUGUCCAGGGUGCUGGAAAUCAAGGAAGAGGGAAAGAUAUCGCGACCAUCGUGAACGCGGAGAAGGAAGAGGCGCAGCUUCAUUUCAAAAAUGAAGAUCUAGACAUGGAAGAAGUUCCAGAGAGCAAAGACGACAUAGCCAGGAAAUCGGAGAAAGACAGCGACGAAGAAUACAAAGUCGAAGCUGAAGAUGCUAUGGAUGAGGAAGAAGAGGAGCAGCCAGAUCAUAAAAAAGUGGCAAAGAAAUUUUUGUCGCGUAAGAAACAUCGUAAACUGAAUAGUCUUGACAUAAGCAGCGAAGAUGAUCCUGAAAGCGACGAGGACUUCAAAGGUACAAGUUCAGAAGAGGAAGAAGACUUUGAUGAUCAUAUAACAUCCUCCGAUGAGAGUACUUUCAUGGACGUAAAACGACGCAGUAGGAAAGGAGACUCGCGUUCGGUGCGAAGAAGCACUAGAGCCAGAACUACACGUUACGAUGAAGACUUUAUAAACGAUGACAGUGAAGAAAGCGACAGGCCAAAGAGAAAGAAAUCUCGAUCUACUUGGGAUUCGGAGAAUGAAGACAGUGACAAUUCGUGGGAGCAGAAAAAGAAAAGAAGUAGAACCGCAUCGACGUCUAGAUACAAACCAUUACCAAAAACGAAGAGCAGAAAGAAAAAGAAGCGAAAACGUAUAAUCGAAUCUGAUAAUCAAAGUGACAAUGAUGAUUCGAAUGAAGAAACAAGAAUUGAAACACCGUGUGAGAUGCAAACUCAUUUAGAGAACAGUGAACCUGUAAUCAGCAAUGUGAUGGAUGUCAAACUUGAUAACUUGAACGAAAAUAACGAGACGAAAAAUAUUAACGAGAUAAAAGAUAUGCAAUUAGGAGAAAUCAAUCCGACUAUACCUGAAAUACCUGCCACCUUACCGUUGGAAGAAAUAACCCAACAGAAAAAGAAAAAGGAAAUGAAGAAGAAGACACCAACCAUUCGAAGAAAAAUUAUAUACGGCGGCCUUCCGGACGAAAAUAAACCAGAGGAAGAAGAAAUAUUAAGCAGACGGACGCGCGGUAGGAAAAUGAAUUAUCAAGAGAAUGCAUCGGAUAGCGAAGAGGAAUUAAAAAAGGCGUUAAGAAGAACGGGUGAAAGCGAGGACGAGUUUGUUGUGAAUGAGGGCGAAGAACUAAUUGAUGACGCUGAGAAAGACUCUGACUCUGGCGAUACUUAUAAUCCAAAAAAGGAUGGUCAUAAAUUAAAAAAUAAAUCGCCAAAAACUAGGAAACCGAGAAAAAGUAAGAGUCCUGGCGGCAAACGAAAAAUGUUGAACGAUGGGAUGCCUAAACAAAGGAAAAAGCCUGGGCCGAAACCUGGAAGUAAAAACAAGUCACGGAAACAAAACUUUUUGCUUGGUUCAGUAAUUCAAAGAAGAGACGACAUCGUGGCGAACGUCAUGGACAAUCCUAUGGGAGAUAUAGACUCGAAGAUCGAUGACAAUCUAUCCGAAAACGUCGGAUUAAGCAGUACGGCUAUGUCGGUGGCAGGCUCUUUUACUGGGGAUGUACCGGAAGGUUCUCUGACCGGUCUCGGAGCCGGUGAAUUAGCCGACUUGGACGAUGAGCAAUUAGAACAAAUGAUGAUGGAGGACGAAGAAUACGGUAGACGCCAGUUAGAGCUUGCGGCUAUUGAAAUAGCGAAAAAGAAGAAGAAAGAAGAACGGGAAGCGAAGAAGUUGGAGAAGGCACGAAUAAAGGCGUUGGAGAUAUUGGCAGCUGAAAGACAACGAGAUCCCAACGCGCCGGAAGGAACCGACGGAGAGGUACCAAAGAAAAAGAAAAGGGGUCGUCGCAGUAAAGCCGAGAUUCUCGCGGAACAGAUGCGCAGGGAUGGAACACCAAAUUUGAAUGCUACCAGUUUGGCUGCAAGUAUGCCGCAGAAUCUAGUGACCGGCAUCUCUAACAUUAGUCCCAAUCUGUCAGCGGUCAUGACACCUGACGCGGAAAGGACAGGCGAAGGACAUAUUCCUAUGAUGACAGGACCAGACGGACAACUUUUCAACCCCGACGGAUCUCCAUUAAAGCCUAAACGAAGAGGACGUGGAAAGGGCAAAAAGACUCUCGCACUGGAGGCAGCUAGAGCCGCGGAAGCGGCAGCUAAAGCUGCCGCCGAAGCUGGUUUACUCGGAAUUGGCACCGAUUCAAAUUCGGAAAUAAAACCUGGUGAAAUUCCGAACGUACUUCCUACACCAGGUAGCAGUACCUCUGGUUCGGCUCCGUCCACACCACCUGCUGUCGUUGUAACGCAAGGACCUCCCGUCUCGCAGACGCCAACCUCGCAAACUAUUUAUCCGUCGCUACCACCUGCUCAACAGUCUUCCGUUAUCACCAGAAUGCUUCAGUCUCAGCCUGUAUCGAGUAGUCCGCAAUCGUUCUCUGCUGCGGCUGCGGCAAUGGGGCACAAGUACUUCGGAGGACCAAAUCCUGCUGGAGGCCAGAUAAUGGCUGGUCCUAGAACAGGCUACGAAAUGCAACCACGUGGCAGAAUACCUUCUCCAUACAGACAACCGGGACAAUCCACGAUCCCACCUCAUUUUGCGGCCGUAAGAUCAGGAACCCCUCCAAUGAGAAUGAGGGUACCUGGUCCGCAGAUGUAUCAUACACCGCAUCAUCCGAUGGAUCCUUCUCCAUCGGGCGGAGGACCGAUAUCAAUCAACAAUCGAGAUCGCAGUUCCCCGCUUGGACCUGGACCGGCUAUGAUACCACCAGCCGCCGGAAGUCCUCUGGCCAAAGGCGGUCCUACACCUCCUCCACCACCUCCUUAUGUUAGAGGAGCACCGCCCAUGUCUAGGUUCGCAGAAAAUCCGAUGGGCCCCAGGCAUCAGAUGCCACCUUUCACGAACGCUUCGCCGGUUAAUCACAACAUGCAACAACCAUCUCCGCCGCCUAACCGUCCUCCCGGCAACUUCUCACCGUAUCAUCCUCCGCCUCCCCCAAACUAUCACUAUGGUGCCUACCCACCUCCGCCGCCGAUGUCAACGGCAGACGAUGCAGCCGCGUAUCAGGGUUCUCCGUACCCUGCGGAUCAUUUCUCAUCCCCUGCGGAUAAUCAGCCGCCGCCGAUACAAGCACCACCACCUCCGCAGCCUCCUCCUCAACAACAAGCGCAUCCGAACGAUGCCGGUGCUGGAAACAAACAAUACGACGAAGAAGGUACCGGAGAGUUUGGCGGUUUAGUAUCAUAUUUCAGUAGCCAGAGAGAAGACGAUCUCGAUUCGUAGCAUGAGUGAGAUCUUGGCCAACCCUGAGUCGUCGCGAAAACGGCAUUAGACAAUGGCAUAUUCUAAGUCAGGUAAGAUCGCAACUUUUGCUCGAGAGGGACAAAUACAAGAGAAACAUAAAAGAAGUUUAGCAACGUGUAACGUACUCGUAAAUUAAAAAAAAGUAGAUAUAUAUAUAUAUUAUAUACAUUAUACAAAUAUGUGUCGGGGCAUUGGAAUGUUUGAAAUAACGAUGAAAGAAAGAGUAUUUGCGUACCGUAACGUUCUAGCGUAAUUUUGUACGCAUAUUGUACCGUUUUAAAAUGUUUAAGGGAAAGUGCGUAGAGUUAGAAUCGUCUUCCUCUUCGACCUCUAAAGCAAAACGUUGCUCGAGAAAACCUUUGUACUUUAAAACGAAAAAAGAAAAGCCGCCGAAAUCAAAUCCAUGGUUGGCCAAGUGGAAACGAAAA
Molecule: messenger RNA, 13368 nt
Organism: Ceratina calcarata
Lineage: Eukaryota; Metazoa; Arthropoda; Insecta; Hymenoptera; Apidae
Exons: 9
Coding region: 1406-12919 (3837 amino acids)
Biological process (GO): negative regulation of DNA-templated transcription
Cellular component (GO): RSF complex
Molecular function (GO): histone binding
Source: RefSeq, a predicted model, not a curated record